Molecule: messenger RNA, 1953 nt
Organism: Penicillium macrosclerotiorum
Lineage: Eukaryota; Fungi; Ascomycota; Eurotiomycetes; Eurotiales; Aspergillaceae
Product: fungal specific transcription factor domain-containing protein
Exons: 4
Coding region: 1-1953 (650 amino acids)
Biological process (GO): DNA-templated transcription
Cellular component (GO): nucleus
Molecular function (GO): zinc ion binding; DNA binding
Source: RefSeq, a predicted model, not a curated record
AUGUCUGUACACAACGGUGCCAAGAGGCUCUCGAGGUGGCCCGUAAGGAAGAAACAGUUUCCGACAUUGGACCUCCUCGGCUCAACUAACUCAGUCUGCAGAUCUGUGCCACAGGAGCAACAUCAUGGUUUGAAUAAUGACCUCCCAGAUACAACAUACUCGGCACCCUCAUGUCCCUCAUCUGGAGAUCUUGGUUCCGCUCUAAAUGAUCCCUUUCUUCUGGGCAUGGGCUUUGAAGACUCAAAAAUCAGCCCAUCGUCCAGAAUUUCUCAGGCAAUUGAUCUUUAUUUUCAAUACUGCCACCGUCAGCCAAUCUGGUGUUUUGAUCGCGAAGAAGUCAAGGAGACAAGCUACAUUUCAGAAGAACUUGUUUGCAGCAUUCUGACCCUGACAUCGCGCUUCUCGCAAGAACGAGAUGAGUUGCAACAUUAUGGCGACAGCGCUCGAACCUUGGUUAUGCUUCGCAUUGCAAAUGGCACCGUGGAACUUGAAACUAUCGAAAGUCUUUGCUUGCUUUCUUUCUCCUCUUUUCUAGAUGGAAACGGGCACCUAGGGCGAUUUCACCUGGGGCUCGCCCUUCAACUUUGUCGUUCCGCAAUGCUUGACCUCGAUUCCACGUACGGCAUCGAAUGCCCUUCUGCUGAGCGAAAAAAGAGGCUUUUCUGGAGUUUGCAGUCACUUGAACAAUCAUAUGGUCAAAUUAAUGGCAUUCUAAGUGUUCCUGCUGAAGUUUUGCGGUCUUUCUAUAUUUCAACAGGCGACGAUCAAAGACUUGAACCAAGGCCCCCACCCCUACCCAGUGAUGAGAUAGGGUGUUCCAAUUCAGAAGAUCUUGGAAUCUGGAAUUUGGCACUUCAUUUUGGAUGGGUGUGGAGUAAAGUAAGAACGUACGUUUUUGACUGCGCUCAGAGCCGAUUGAAGGAGCCCUGGAGGCACGACUCGAUGUAUGCGAUGGUGCUCUCUGACCUCACAGAACUUGAAAAUAAACUUUCCCUCUGUCAUCGAUAUGACUCUGUCAAAUUUUAUGAGCGCAGAGGUGAUGAGCUAAGAGUCAACCGUGAUUACUGGGCUCCUUGGCUCAAGUUACAGUUUACCUAUCAUUCAAUUCUGACUGUUCUUAACCACCCCUUUCUCUACAUCUUGGCCUCUCAGUAUAACCAUAACUUGACGAUUCCCAACACGUUCUGGAGAAGGUCAUCUGAAUUGGUUCUUUUGCAUGCGACUUGGAUUGUUCGAAUGAUUGACAUGGUAACGGACAAAAAGUUAAGAUUGAUUGACCCUUUCUUUGGGCACGCCGCUGCCAUUGCUGCGACCGUACACCUCUAUUAUUGCUGUGCUACCGACCCACGGUUAAAGUUCAAAUCAAAAACGGACUUCGCAAAAUGCAGACGGUUCCUGAAAAGCUUCGUGCCAUUUUCUCCAGCUUGUGAAGCUCUGGACCAAACGCUUGAUAAGAUGACACGAAUUGCGUCCGGCUCCGAGAAAGUGGAUUUUGACUGGGAGCCGUCUAAGAUUCAUCUCAGCAUUCCUCUAAUGUGGGAUAUUUUACAGGUCAACUGUACACCAGCCAUUCAUGAAACACCGAGUGCUGGCCUACUACACUCUUCACUUACCCCCGCGGUAUUCCCAGAUGACGUGGAAAAUCCAACAUCUACUCUGGAGAUUAUUGUUGCAAUGUCUCCAGAGAUCACUGUCAACACCGCUGACGGAGGAUCGGCUGCUCAUAUGCCACCGAAUCUACCCCGUAUGAACUCCGCGCCCCCAUCACCAACAAGCACUACAAUGGGAGACAAACUCGUGGCACCCGCCGACAGUCUCAUGGCCAAUACCCCCUGGCUAUGGACCGACCCGUCUCAAUUUGUUGAUAUGGAUAAUCUUGGCUAUCCCGAGUCGGAAUCAACUUUGGGUAAUAUUGAAGGGUUUUCCACCUGGUGGGAUUUUGGAAACUUAUAA